UGAAUAAAAUAAUUUCUAAAAAAUAGAUAUGUACGAGUAAUUAAAUGCCAUUUAAAUGUUUAAUUAAUUUUUAGUUUGAGUUGAAACAUGUUUUCUUAUUCCCAAAUUUCGCUAUGUCCUGAAAUCUCGACCACACGACAAACAUUUUAGAGUAAACUUGCGAAACUUUAUUAAAAUGUCGUCAAUCGAACGGAUUAAACAGAAUGCGGAUUUAGCAAAGCAAACAAUCCAGGAACUAAAAAAUGAGUUAAACUUUCUCAACAACGAAUACAACAAUAUAUUAGCUCGAGAACUGCGUGAAGAAAAUGCACGAUUGCUUGCUGCAGUAGAGGAAGCAAAAGCACAUCUUGUGAAACUGGAAGUUAAGAAUGGAAUUCCUCAAAUUCCAGUCCCCAACCAGACUUCACGUCCUAUUACAACAUCGGUGGAGUCGCAGCCCCCUAAAGAAGAGUCUCAGCCAACACAAAAACCCCAAAAAGAGGCCAAACCCAAAAAAGAGAAGAAACCAAAAGAGGCCCCUCCUGCGGAGCUCCCGGUCGAUAUCGGGCGUCUUGACCUCCGCAUUGCUAAAGUCGAAGACGUGCAGAGACACCCCGACGCUGACUCUCUUUAUGUAUUAAAAAUCAACUGUGGGGAAGACAAACCAAGGACUGUUUGCUCUGGAUUGGUCAAACAUGUCCCCAUUGAGGAGCUACGCAACCGGGUUGUUAUGCUUCUUUGCAAUCUUAAACCGGUUAAAAUGAGAGGAAUCACUUCCGAAGCAAUGGUCAUGUGUGCUAGCAGUGAACAAGGAGUCGAAGUCUUAAUCCCGCCUCCAGGGUGCUCCCCUGGCGAACCGGUCCAUUGUGAAGGCUAUACCAGACAACCGGACCCUGUAAUGAACCCCAAAAAGAAAAUUUUUGAAACUGUAGCCCCCGACUUGCACACUGAUGCAUCUUUGAGGGCUUGCUACAAGGGGGUCCCACUUACCGUGCCUGAAAAAGGGGCUAUCGUAGCAAAAAGUCUCGCUAAUGUCCCAGUUAAGUAAUUUCUUUCUUAUUUUAUAAGAAACAAAAAACAAUAAAUGACAUCUAUACAUUUAUUUAA
Tribolium madens (black flour beetle) is the source of this 1086-nucleotide messenger RNA. It is a transcript of the gene AIMP1, whose product is annotated as aminoacyl tRNA synthase complex-interacting multifunctional protein 1. The record is from RefSeq and is a predicted model, not a curated record. Bases 176 to 1027 code for a protein of 283 amino acids. Gene Ontology annotation, molecular function: tRNA binding. The transcript has 4 exons. NCBI's taxonomy places the organism in Eukaryota, Metazoa, Arthropoda, Insecta, Coleoptera, Tenebrionidae.